GCCCGCGACAGGGGAGCAAAAAGCCUUUCGCUUCGAAUGGCCACACGAUGAGGCUACCUGAAUACUGGCAACUCAAGGUACAACAAUCGCAGACACACAUCGCAUCUAUCGCCUCCCUUCCGAUGACCUUCAAGAUGACCUUUCUCCCCUCCUGUCUGUCUGUCUGUCUGUCUUUGCUUUCUCUGCUCUCUGUCUUCGCUUUCAGUGGUUGUACUUCAACGCGUUUCUUCACAAGUAAGUAAAGCACGAGAGAAACGUGGGGAUCCAUUCACUUCACAAACACUUGGCUCCGUGUGUGUCCAAUGGCCAUCGUGUCUGUCUGCAGUGCCGGGACUGGCCGCUUCAUCACUCUCUGGUACAAGAACGGAUGCGGCUUCACAAUCGCCCAAGUCGGCACCAUCCUUGCCACCGCCCGAACAGGAGAUCUCUUCUUCACGCCUUUUUGGUCGGGACUCGCGGACAAGACGCAGCAGGGGCGGCUCAUCCUGCUGUCCCUGCAACUGGCACACAUGCUCAUCUUCCUCUCCCUGCCCCUCUCCGUCUACCUCACCUCAGCCGACCACCAGUGGCUGCCUUUCAUGCAGCCCAACAACCGGUUUCUCAUCUUGUGGGUGACGGUAGCCGUCUGGUCUGCCUUUCGUGGACCGUGCAACCCUCUGCGUGACGCGUUAGCUUUGGCUGCAUUGGGGAAAGAGAAGGCUAAAUGGGGCCAGCAGCGGCUUUAUGGAGCGGUCAGCUGGGGAAUCGCACACGCGAUUCUCGGGCUGUCGAUGGACUAUGGGGGGUUUGCCGUUUUGUUCAUUCUCUUCACUCUCUCUGGUGCGUGGAGGAAAGAGGCCGUCAACCAAUUGUGUGUAUGUGUGUGUGUGUCCGUUAUCUCUCUCGUGUGUGCAGGUGUGAUGCUGUCGUUCACGCAAGUCGCGUGUCUGCCCGCGAGUACGAGCGAAUCACGGCAGGCUGUGGAUCUGCUGGCGGGGCUCAAGCAGCUGGUGGUGCAGCCGCACGUCGGCAUCUUCUUCCUCAACCUCUUGACGAUCGGCGCAUGCUUUAGUCUAGUCGAGAGCCUGCUGUUCCUGCGGAUGGACGAGCUGCACGCAUCCAAUUUCCUCUGCGGCCUUUCGGUAAGGCCUAAGCAGCAGAUGGGUGGGACCUGCCUACGUGGAGACCUAUCUCUCCCUCUCCCUCUGUGUGUGUGUGUGCGUGUGUGUGAAGGUGGUUGUGACGGUGGUGUUUGAGCUGCCGAUCAUGUAUUGGUCUGAGGUCUUCAUCCGUCGGCUCGGUGUGGCGGGCAUGGUCAUCGUCGGACAGGCCGCAUGGAUCGUCAGGGCUAUCGGGGUAAGCCAGAUAUAUGCUACACCACCACACACAAGCAAAUUUAUGGCUUGCUGCUCGUUUGUAUGCCUUUUGCGUCUUUUUCCUUCAGUACACGAUGGUACCAUCAGCCUGGUCAGUAGACACGGAACGAGCCGCUGAACCAGAAAGCUCAGCUGCGUGGUGUGCGGUUGCCUGUGUGCAGGUGGUACCUGUUGCUGGAACCUCUCCACGGCAUCACCUACGGCCUCGUCUGGUGCGCGGGCGUCCACUACUGCUCGCUGCCAGAGAUAUGGCCUGAAGGGCUGGAGGCCACCGCACAGGUAAUGCUGAUUGAUGUGACUGGCUGAGUGUGGUACGUGUGUGCGCGUUGUGUAUAUGUGCAGGGUCUGCUGACGUUGGCUCACUUCGGUUUGGGUCCUGUGUUGGGGACGAGUUUGGGUGGGCUGGUGAUGGACAAGUGGGGCGCUGACACCAUGUACAGGUAGGUAUCUCCCACACUCACACGCCCAUCCACACCCUAGCUAUCGCCAUCGAACCAUGUGCGUGUGUUGUUCCAUUUGCCAGGGGUGCGGCCAUAGUGUGUCUGAUGUCGCUGCUGCUCUACACCUUCUCAGCCCUUGUCAACGGCGACCUCUACUCGCCCUUCCACCGCUACGCCGUCAUCAAGAAGGGCGCCAGCGACUUCCACCUCACAGACACUAGAAGGAAAGGGGAGGCCGCCGUCACCCCACUGCCCCUCAAACACACGAGACAUACCGACAGGUCGCCGCUGUCGUCUGUGGGCUCAUCGACGUGUGACCACACGCCGAGCGAGGGCAAAGGGCUGUCGCCCGUCAGCUCAAUGCCGGAGGUGCUGGGCAAGCAAGAGGUGGCGGGAGAGAGGGAUUGGGAGGGAGAGCAGCUGAUUGUCGGCGGCUGUGAGGACAGUUGCUGAGGGAUCGGGAAGCGGGGGCAGAGGUGUGUGGGUGUUUUGUGUGUGAGUGUGCUGGCUAACGCUCAUGCGUGCUUAGUUGUCCGUCUCUGUGUGUUCGUCACGCGCACACACGUCCCUCCAUACACACACACAUACCGACCAGCCAGCCAGCACCUUCAAAUGCCUGCCUGGCUCCAUCCAUGGAGUGUGUGUGAGCGUGUGUGUGUGUGUUAGCUAUCAGUUUGGGGGCGGUUUUGGAUUUUUGUUGUGUGUUGGUCUCUGUCUGUGUAAGUGUAUCCUUCGCAUGUGUUCCUUUGGUGCUUCCCUAUCGUCCACGCAAGACCAGGAAGACACACAAGGGGAAGCGAUACAUCUGCAUAUACACACACACGGGGUGGGAGUGAGUACGCACCUGCCGACCGGCCAGCACUUUUCAAAUGGCUGGCCCCAUCACGAUGUAACUGCGGGCGAGCCUGUGCGCGUUUCUAC
Messenger RNA from Vitrella brassicaformis, 2716 nucleotides. The record is from the annotation of a GenBank genome assembly. Lineage: Eukaryota; Vitrellaceae.